AUGCUCGGCUGGUAUCAAGCACGACUUGCGGCCCGCCCGCUGCUCACCCAGAGCAUCACCACCGCCAUCCUCUUCGCCACCGGUGACCUCACCGCCCAGCAGCUCGUUGAGAAGCGCGGCCUCGAGAAGCAUGAGUGGGCUCGCACCGGCCGCAUGGCCCUCUACGGUGGAACCAUCUUCGGCCCCGCCGCCACGACCUGGUUCAAGUUCCUCCAGAACAACGUCGUUCUUCGCAACAAGAACCUCGAGAUCCUCGCCCGCGUCGGUGUCGACCAAGGUGUCUUCGCACCGGUUAUGAUCGGCGUCUUCCUGUCCUCCAUGGCCGUCCUCGAGGGCGUCCCUCCCCAGGAGAAGCUCGAGAAGAGCUACACGACGGCGCUCACAUCCAACUACAUGCUGUGGCCCUUUGUGCAGAUGGUCAACUUCAAGCUGGUUCCGCUUCACCACCGGGUCCUGUUCGUCAACGUCAUCAGCAUCGGAUGGAACUCGUAUCUCAGUUUCUUGAACAGUCAGAAAUAG
Molecule: messenger RNA, 519 nt
Organism: Colletotrichum chrysophilum
Lineage: Eukaryota; Fungi; Ascomycota; Sordariomycetes; Glomerellales; Glomerellaceae
Gene: SYM1
Product: Protein required for ethanol metabolism
Exons: 3
Coding region: 1-519 (172 amino acids)
Cellular component (GO): membrane; mitochondrion; cytoplasm
Source: RefSeq, a predicted model, not a curated record